Molecule: messenger RNA, 1861 nt
Organism: Apis cerana (Asiatic honeybee)
Lineage: Eukaryota; Metazoa; Arthropoda; Insecta; Hymenoptera; Apidae
Molecular function (GO): odorant binding
Source: RefSeq, a predicted model, not a curated record
UCUGCCCUCUAUUCUUCCUCUACACACACGAUUACGGAAAAAGCUAGUUUCGUCGCACGCGAUCGUCGACUGGUUGCAAAGAUCCAGACAUCGAAUCGUUUCCCUUUAUCGUUCGAAUCGAGUCGAAUCGAGUGUUCUCACGUUCUUUCUUAUCUUUCACGAUCGAUGCUCACGGAGAGAAAGGGAAGAAAAUUAUCUACGAUCUGGCAGGUUGCGGAGAGUGAUUAUAAUCGAUGAAAUGUACGUACGAAUGUAUCAACGCGUUGCCCGGCCGACUAAAAAUACAGCACACGUGUGAAGGAGAAAAAUUUCGUGAGAUGAUGACAUCGAAUCGAAGCAACAACCGGCGACGACGAUGGAAUCCGAUCGCGCAAUACCAGCCUUCCUUCACCCACAUCUCGACAUCUGCGUGCUCCUUUUUCAACGAUCCGCGAUAUCACAACGCGAACUUUCUCCGCUCAUUCGUGGACAUGCUCGAUUUUACAUCCUUCGCGAUAAAAUGGAAAUUUUCAACGAAAUUUAAUCUUUAAUUUAAUUUACGAUUUAUUCGCUAUAUAUUUAUAUAAACGAGAUAUUCGUAGAGGUGAAACCGAUGCGAUCGAAACUUUUCGAAAAUUUGUCAUCGAUCGUCCGUUUCGUUGAAUCGGGAAAUUUCGAAAAACGAAAAGAAGAAGGAUAAAGAAGGAAAGAAGAACAGGAUCUAGAGAUUCGUGUUCCCAGAACACGACCAUCAAUCGGGUAAAACCGAAAAGACGCUCACCAAAUAUGGCAAUGGUUCUCGAGAUACAAGGAUUCGAUAUUAAAGCGAGUCGAUGAAUACUUUGUAGCUUCAAUCUCAAGAUCGUGGACGGAAAAUGGAGAUAUCACGUUAAUUAUUAACCAGGCUAAUGUUUGCCUCGAGACUCGAGCAACACCCACAAAAUAAUUCUUCCUUCUCCUGCCGCCACGAUACGGACUAUAAAACAGGGUGCGCACAAUCGUGUCGCGUUCUAUCCAUGGGGGACAAUCGCCACUCCAUUUUGUCGCGGCAUUGCCAAGUUAGAUACGUUUAAAAGAAAGAAACGGAAUGAAGAGGCUCAGCGUCUUCCUGCUGGUUACGUUGGUGCUCGUCCUAUUAGCGAUCCAGGAUACCGCGAGCAAAAAGAUGAGCAUCGAGGAAGCGAAGAAAACUAUCAAGAACCUGAGGAAAGUUUGCAGCAAGAAGAACGAUACUCCCAAAGAGCUUUUAGACGGUCAAUUCAGAGGCGAAUUCCCGCAGGACGAGAGGCUAAUGUGCUACAUAAAAUGCAUCAUGGUAGCGACUAAAGCGAUGAAAAACGACGUUAUCCUGUGGGAUUUUUUCGUGAAGAAUGCUCGUAUGAUAUUACUCGACGAAUACAUUCCACGCGUUGAGAGCGUAAUCGAAACGUGCAAGAAGGAAGUGACAGCUACGGAGGGAUGCGAGGUCGCGUGGCAAUUUGGCAAAUGCAUCUAUGAAAACGACAAGGAGCUCUAUUUAAUGCCAUGAACGAUCUUUCAAUAAAGAACUGGCGAUAUUAUCGAGGAAGCAAGAGAAAUUUCUACACACCUGCGCGUCGUUAUCUUGGCCAUCACGUUCGUAACCGUGGAAAAGCAGUGUGCAGAAAUAGCAGGACCAAACCGCAAUGUAGAAGAGUCUAAGAAAUAUCAUCGACCAUGUUUUAUUCUAUAAUCGGUCCUCGAUCGAUAAUUUUUCGAAACUUUUUUUUUUUUUAAAUUUCCAUGCACGAAUAAUUUUAUCACAGAUCUACGAAUGGCUGUCUUUUACAUCGAAAGACUAGCUUUCAAAUAUUACUGUGUUCCUAAACAUUAUAAUUUGAUAAAUUAUUUUAUUAUUUUAUUA